Molecule: messenger RNA, 4497 nt
Organism: Falco peregrinus (peregrine falcon)
Lineage: Eukaryota; Metazoa; Chordata; Aves; Falconiformes; Falconidae
Gene: PIGA
Product: phosphatidylinositol glycan anchor biosynthesis class A
Exons: 5
Coding region: 180-1643 (487 amino acids)
Biological process (GO): GPI anchor biosynthetic process
Cellular component (GO): glycosylphosphatidylinositol-N-acetylglucosaminyltransferase (GPI-GnT) complex
Molecular function (GO): phosphatidylinositol N-acetylglucosaminyltransferase activity
Source: RefSeq, a predicted model, not a curated record
CCGGUUGCCGGGGUGAUCGCUCUCUUAAAGGGCCCGCGGCGGCCACCCGCCGGUGCGUGUUGCUGGCGCUGGCGGGGGCCGCGGUGCGGCCUGCGCCGGAGGGAUGGCUGGGCCCGGCGGCGGCGGGGACGCCGACAGUGAGGGGGCCGGGGGUCCUGGCGGGCGGCCGCCGGCGAGUGAUGGCGCCUUGUGGUUCCCCCGGCAGGAGCGGGCCCGGGAUGGCGGCCGGGGGCCCGGCGGGGGGGGCGCACAGCGUCUGCAUGGUGUCGGACUUCUUCUACCCCAACAUGGGGGGCGUGGAGAGCCACGUGUAUCAGCUGUCGCAGUGCCUCAUCGAGCGGGGCCACAAGGUCCUGGUGGUCACCCACGCCUACGGCCACCGGAAGGGCAUCCGCUACCUCACCAACGGGCUGAAAGUCUACUACUUGCCCCUGAAGGUGAUGUACAACCAGUCCACGGCGACGACGCUCUUCCACAGCCUGCCCUUGCUCAGGUACAUCUUUGUGCGGGAGAGGGUCACCAUCGUCCAUGCCCACAGCUCCUUCUCUGCCAUGGCCCACGACGCCCUCUUCCACGCCAAGACCAUGGGGCUGCGGACCGUGUUCACAGACCACUCCCUCUUCGGGUUUGCGGAUGUCAGCUCGGUGCUUACCAACAAACUUCUGACCGUGUCCCUCUGUGAUACGAACCACAUCAUCUGCGUCUCCUACACGAGUAAGGAAAACACGGUGCUGCGAGCGGCUUUGGACCCUCGGAUAGUCUCUGUCAUCCCCAACGCAGUCGAUCCCACUGACUUCACUCCAGACCCGUCAAGGAGGGAUGAUGGUAUAAUUACAAUUGUUGUUGUCAGCAGACUUGUUUACAGAAAAGGUAUAGAUUUGCUUAGUGGCAUAAUUCCUGAGCUCUGUCAGAAAUAUCCAGAGUUACAUUUCUUAGUUGGAGGAGAAGGACCAAAACGAAUCGUACUGGAAGAAGUCCGGGAAAGAUACCAGCUACAUGACAGGGUACGUCUCCUAGGAGCCUUGGAACACCAAGAUGUUAGAAAUGUUCUAGUCCAGGGGCACAUUUUUCUUAACACUUCACUCACUGAGGCCUUUUGUAUGGCAAUUGUGGAAGCAGCAAGCUGUGGUUUACAGGUGGUGAGUACGAGAGUUGGUGGGAUUCCUGAGGUGCUUCCAGAAAAUCUCAUUAUUUUAUGUGAACCCUCUGUGAAAUCUUUGUGUGAUGGAUUAGAAAAAGCUAUUGCCCAGCUCAGAUCAGGAACGAUACCAUCUCCAGAAACUGUUCAUAAUAAAGUAAAGACAUUUUAUACAUGGAGGAAUGUAGCAGAGAGAACUGAGAAAGUGUAUGACAGGGUUGCUGAUGAAGUGGUUUUACCAAUGGAUGAGCGACUUGGCAGACUAAUGUCUCACUGUGGCCCAGUGACUGGGUAUAUUUUUGCUCUUUUUGCUGUUCUGAACUUCCUUUUCUUGGCAUUUCUGAGGUGGAUGACUCCAGAUUCCGUUAUUGAUGUUGCAAUAGAUGCUACAGGACCUAAAGGUGCAUGGACGAAGCAGUAUUUUUGGGGGAAAAAAGGAAGAGUUAAAGAACUUCCAAGCUCAAAAAAUGCUCAAAUGGAGAGGAAAGAACACAACAGUCACUAAAGGUUUUAAUGCUGGCUGGCAGAGACAUUAUUCUUAAAAUUCUUCAGUUUCUUUCUGAAGUUCUUGGAGAGAAACUUGGUUAAAUGUGCUACCUCAAUUUAGAAUGAUGUUUUAAUUUAUUUUGGAUUCAUGCAAAUUUAUGGGCAUCUCUUUUGCACUUGAAGCUGUGAGGAGAACAUGGGCUUUGUGUGUCAAAAGCCUUUGAGACAAAAGUACAAGAUUUUUCUUGACACCUUGAAUAUUACAGAAAGUGACUGUAAACUUUAGUGGUAUUUGGGAAAGCAAAACACAAAAAUUAUUAGCUUACAGCAGUCCGUGCUAACUCCUGCAAGUUACCGUGCUUUUUAUUUUAAGACUUAUUUAAAAAUAUUUAAUUAAAACCCCAACAAAACAUAACUUUUCUCUCCUAAGAUGAAAAUGGACUUGAAAUUAGUCAUAAAUUCCAUUGCCAUGGAAAUUUCAGAGACUUAGUUUUAGCAGUUGUGUCCCAGUGACAGUGUUUUGCCUGCACAGCAUUAUUAUUUCAAAGUUCUUCCCUAGCCACAUUGGAUCAUCCUGUUGCUAAAUCAAAACUCCAUAAUGAAUUUUUUAUAUUUUUCAGAGGUGCUAAAUUUGUUCAGUUCAUUUAUGUGUGUAAAAGUGAUGUAAAGCUUAUGGUAUUUUUUAAAAGUACAUAGGUGAAGAAAUUACAUUAUUUAGAAUAAUACAGCCUUCAGAAACAGCUCAGGCCUGAAAACUUCUCCAGCAGACUAUGCCAAAGUGUGAAGUAACACAUGCAUGCAUGUGUGUACGCGAGAGAGAUCCAUGAAGGGCUUAACAAGCGCCAUUGUGCUUGCUCACUCUGUCCCUUCCCACCCCGCCUUAUUUUUUGUAAUUUAUUUUUUUAUUUUUUAUUUUUCCUUCCCCUUUACUUAAGACCAAAAUGGCAUUUCACUCCAUCUGUGGGAGGGAUGGUGUUCAACGUGCGUGAUUUCACCUAGACCACAUCAGAGGCACUGUCAGGCAGGUUCUGCAAGUGAAAUCUUGGGAAGGUAUUUCUUAGAUGGAAACAACCAAUGCUUUUCAUUGAGACGGGGAGGAGGGGAAAAGUGGCUCCUUGCAUCUGUUCACAGUCGUAAGGUAUACCUGGGACAACAGGCAGCACAACAUACCAAUGUGUGAGAGUGGGUAUUGAUCUCAUUUAUGUCAGCCACCUCUAAAACUCCCCGCUGCCUAAUGCACUUGGUUAAUUUCUUUCUCGAGCAUCACUGAAGACUAAAAAUCUUACGACUUUUGAGUAUUAUUGAGUAGUGUUGGACACUGUAUUAAUAUUAAAACUGUGCAAGAUGAAAAUACUGUUUCCAAACCCUUGAAAGGGGCAGUAUUUAAAACACCACUUCUGUCAAUAUCAUCUUGUUUGUGUAGUGACAUAGUUACCCUAACAUCUGACAUUUAAUAAUUUUAUUGAACAUAUUUUUGUGAAACACAGAAAGGUAACGUGAAAUAAAUGCCAUAUACAAAGUAUAUUUUCUUUAACUAGAAUUUUUAGCCUUUGAUACGUAAUGUAUAAUAUGCAUUGUAUUACAAUUUGAAUUUUUCAAGCUCUACAUUAAAAGUGGAGGUCAGCUAAAAUGGUGGCAUACAGAUUAUGGAUAAAUGGGUGGAAUUAAGGUAAUAUUUUACUUUCGAAAAUUACUACUUUUUUUUUCCCCCAAAACAUUCAGGUUUCUAACUUUUUAAAAAUACUGAUUAUCAUUCCAGUGAAAUGUUAUAUAUAUUUUUAAUAAUAUCUUGUUGAUUCUGAUUUAUUUAUUUUUGGUUUCCUGCAACAUCUACAAACACAAAUCACAUUUUCAACAGGAUUGUGAGAAUUUAUUCAAAAUACGUUUUUUAUUUUGUGGAAUGUUGUGUACUUUAUGAGUAAUAUAAUAAAACCUUGUUAUGGCCUUGUUUACAACACAGAUUUACAGUUUUAUCUAAAAGUUUAUUUACCUUUCCAUAAAUAAGGGAUAUUUUCCAUUAAUAUUUGGGAACAUAGAAAGGACAGAAAUAUACUCUAUAUUGCCUCUUGCUAUCACUGGUUGUUGGACUUCUUAUGAGAAAGAUGAUUAUUAAAGAACAUUCUGUAGAAGCUGACACAAAAAUUUAAUCCAUAACUGGUUUAACUACAAAUAUGCUGUUUCUCAAGUAAUGCAACUUGUAUUACGCAUAACUCUUUGUGGACUGAUUCACUUACUGGCCUUGUGCAGUGGAGUAAGGGAUGACGUUUCUGAAUCAUUUGUAGUUUUAAAAAGCAUUGGUGGGUGAAAUGGAAGAGUUUAAAUAAAAUAAUCACAAUAAUAAUAAAAAAAAAAAAGAAUGGAGAUGACUGUUUAGAAGUGAAUAAAAUAACUAUUUAAACCAACCUAAAAUGUUUUUGCUUGUAGGUAAUGUUUGAUCAUUGUGAAAUACCAGGGAAAUGUUACCAAAGAGAGAGUGAUACUAACUGAGUAAUAUCUUGUACAGAGCAGACCCUCUGGUCUGGAGGAGGAACACCCAAAAAUCUUCUGUAUAGAAGGUUUCCCCACCUUUCAUAGAAGGCACCAUUGAUCUGCAAUGAAAUUCCAUCCUGCAGGCGCAAGGAGAAAUUGUGUUUCCAAUACAUUUUAUGAAGACACUGUGAAUUAAAGUAUAGACAGCAUGUUGAUAACUGAAAAUUGUAUGCUAAACCAGAACAAGUAUCAGGUAAAGUAUGAAUGUAAGUCAUCUUUCGGAUUGUGUUUUCGUGGAUGUGGAUAGAUCUGUAAGAAAGUAAAUGCACUGUAAUGUACUGACUUUUGUGGUCAAGUUUUUUCGCAUCUUUUAAAAAUAAACAUUUUACCCCUUUUGAUUUUUA